Molecule: messenger RNA, 783 nt
Organism: Acytostelium subglobosum LB1
Lineage: Eukaryota; Evosea; Eumycetozoa; Acytosteliales; Acytosteliaceae
Exons: 4
Coding region: 1-783 (260 amino acids)
Molecular function (GO): palmitoyltransferase activity
Source: RefSeq, a predicted model, not a curated record
AUGUUGGGUUACAGCUAUUGGAGUGCGAUCGUUACACCACCAGGUUAUCCUUCAACAGAUUGGAGACCAGAUGGAAAGAGUAAAGAUGAGUUGGAGGACAUUGUAAAACAGAUAAGGGAACAACGCUCUGGCAGUCAUUCAUCAAAGCCUGUGACAAAUAUACGUUAUUGUGCAACAUGUAACAUAUUCAAACCACCGCGAACACAUCAUUGUCGACAUUGCAAACGAUGUAUAUUGAAACAAGAUCAUCAUUGUCCAUGGAUUGCCAACUGCGUUGGAUAUCAGAAUCAAAAGCCAUUCAUUCUCUUUCUAUUCUACACCACAGUGGCUGGUACACUGACCAUCAUAAUGAUGACCAUCAGUGCCUUUUAUAUAUUGAAUGUACAGUUACAGAAUGCGGAGGAUCCAAGGAAUCCAACACCAAAUCCAGAUCAAGUGGAUAUAUACUUUAGUGUACCUGGAACAGUUGUGAUGGUACUAUUCAUACUUAACUUCUCAUUGGUAGUGCCAGUGGUACUAGGCGUGUCAGGUCUGUUCUAUUUCCAGAGUGGAUUCAUCUUUAGUAACCUCACCAGUGUCGAGCGAUACGAGCGCAAAUCAGAGUUAAAGUCUGCUAAAAGGAAUGGAAUAAGCUCAACUUAUAAGUGGAGAUAUGAUAGAGGUACAAAUAGUAACUUUAAAGAAGUAUUUGGAGAGAGCAAAGGACAAUGGUUAUGUCCGAGUGGACUGCCCAAGGGCGAUGGUAUCAACUGGAAGGUCAGCACAGUGGACAAUAUAGUAUAG